AUGAAGCUGUGGAUCCCAAGCCUUCUCUGCCUUCUCUUGGUGCUUGUCGUGGCCCAAGAGACUGUCCAGGAUGUCGCUGAUGAGCGCUACUACGACUACGCGACGUCCCAAGCGAUCGCCUUUCUCACGAAGAAGAUGAAGGCGCACUCGAUCACUGGCAUGGGCAUGACCGUUGUCCGCAACAACAAGACGGUCGUUGCGACGGGGCUCGGGCUCAAGCGUGCCAACGUCUCGUCCGACAUCGUGCGAUCGACAACGGGCUUUGAGAUCGGAUCCGUCUCCAAGACGCACAUUGCAAUCGCUCUGGCCAAGCUCGUCGACGACGGGAAGCUCCAGUUCUCCGAUACGGUCAAGUCCCGUGUCCCGUGGUUCACGCUCCAAGACAAGUACGCCGAGGCGCACACGACCAUCGGCGACUUGCUCUCGCACAACUCGGUGCUGACCAGAGACGGCGACCUCCCCAUUCUCUUUGGCCGCUGGGCGUCCGAGCGCGACAACGUCGAGAACCUUGCGUUCUUGCAGACGCGUCGCGAGUUCCGAGCCGGGUAUGCCUACGCCAACCUGGGGUUUCAAGUGCUCGGGCAGGUCGUCGAGGCUGUGUCUGGGCUCCCGUGGUACGAGUACCUCCAGCGUACGAUCUGGACACCGCUCGGUAUGAAGUCAACGUACGCCCACGCGGGCUUGGCGCCGCCGGAGCAGCUCUCGUUUGGCCACUACGCGUGCAACCGGACAGUGAUCGGGCCCUACCCGCUCUUCACCUCGAGCAUGACGAUGUUGAGCGCUACAUCGCCGUUCAUCGCAGCGGGCUCGAUCGUCUCGUCUCCGGCGGACAUGGCGAUCUUCACGCGCUUCAUCCUGCAGCACGGUGCCGGUAUCUUCAAGUCGCCGGCGCUCGUCAAGGGCCUCGCAACGGGCUACACAAGUCUUCCUGCGACCCGCGCCACUGUCAUCACGGUCUAUGGUUUCGAGUACGACCCCGAAGGCAACGCGCUUGGCGUUGGCUACGGCUAUGACAUGACGGGUGCCCUUCUUUUUGGCCACCGGUACUUCUCGAAAGGCGGGGCUACGUUGGUCAACUAUGCCGAGACGGGAUAUGUUCCGGAUGCCAAUUUGGCCGUGACGCUGCUCUCCAACACGGCAGCGGGGGGCGGGGCCGGCCGCGAGCGCGCCGUCUUGCCGCUCCUGAAAGUGUACGUUCUCGGCAUCUACCUCGGCGUUCCCCGCAGUAAGCUCGACGCGAUGUGGGACGCCGGGCUCGCCAUGGCCGACAAGUUGACCCCGUUUACGCCGUGCGACGGCCACUAUUUUGGCAACGAGCCGUGGCCGAGCGCCAACUUGCCCGUGCCGGGGGCGUCCGCCCUCGUCGGCUCGUAUGCGUUUGUGUCAUCGCCUGCGUACAACGGCCCCAUCACGGUCCACGCGGCGCAAGACAAGCUGUACAUGCGCUACUACAGCUAUGACGCAUGGCUAUGA
Saprolegnia parasitica CBS 223.65 is the source of this 1473-nucleotide messenger RNA. RefSeq lists its product as hypothetical. NCBI's taxonomy places the organism in Eukaryota, Oomycota, Saprolegniomycetes, Saprolegniales, Saprolegniaceae. Bases 1 to 1473 code for a protein of 490 amino acids. The record is from RefSeq and is a predicted model, not a curated record. Gene Ontology annotation, molecular function: beta-lactamase activity. Gene Ontology annotation, cellular component: outer membrane-bounded periplasmic space. Gene Ontology annotation, biological process: antibiotic catabolic process. The transcript is spliced from 2 exons.